Epithele typhae is the source of this 1635-nucleotide messenger RNA. RefSeq names its product amino acid transporter. The record is from RefSeq and is a predicted model, not a curated record. Lineage: Eukaryota; Fungi; Basidiomycota; Agaricomycetes; Polyporales; Epitheliaceae. The coding region runs from base 1 to 1635 and encodes 544 amino acids. Gene Ontology annotation, biological process: transmembrane transport. Gene Ontology annotation, molecular function: transmembrane transporter activity. Gene Ontology annotation, cellular component: membrane. The transcript has 10 exons.
AUGGCCGACUCCGAGAAGGCAGCCCCUUCGGCGGCCAGCCCCGGCGCCGCUCACGGAAGCGACCAGACGCUGAACACUGUCCGGCACGCCGACGAUGUCCUGCUCGCCAAGUUGGGGUACAAGAGCGAGUUUAGACGCGAGUUUUCAUAUUUCGAGACGAUCGCGUUCGCGUUCUCGAUCAUGGGCGUCGUCGCAUCCGUCUCGUCCACCCUGUCCUUUCCCCUCGUUUCUGGCGGUCAUGUCGGAAUGGUCUUCGGAUGGCUGAUCCCGUGUCUAUUCGUGAUGACAAUCGCGGCAUCUCUAGCGGAGAUGACCUCGUCCAUGCCCACAAGCGCGGGGCUGUACUACUUCUCUGCCAAACUCGCCCCCGACAGAUGGGCUCCGCUCGCCAGCUGGAUCACAGGAUGGGCGAAUGUCACGGGCCAGGUUACCCUCGUGUGCUCAAUCGACUUCACCUGUGCACAAAUGAUCACCACCGCUCUCAGCGUCGGUUCAGACGGUGCCAUCAACCUCGGAGCUGGACCGACGUUCGGCAUUCUGCUUGCGAUUCUUUUCACCCAUGGCAUUGUCUGCUCUGCGGCGACGUCUGUUCUUGCGAGACUGAACCUCUUCUACGUCGCGGUCAACGUCGGCACGACCAUUGCAGCCAUCAUCGCGUUGCUCGUGUGCAGCAAGAACCUGGGCAACCGGGUAGACACGACCACAGCAUUCACAAUGUAUGAGAACAACACGGGUUGGACGAACAAUGCCUGGGCGUUCCUCCUCGCAUUCACUUCGCCGAUGUGGACGCUCACCGGCUACGACUCUGCCGCGCAUAUAUCCGAAGAGACCGCCGGCGCCGCGCGCGCCGCGCCGAUCGCCAUCCUCGUCGGCGUCGGCGCGACCGCGACGCUCGGCUGGCUGCUCUACAUCGCCGCGUCCUUCGCGACCGCCUCGGUCGACAGGCUCCUCGGCAGCACGCUCCCGCUGCCCAUGGGCCAGCUCUUCCUCGACGUGCUUGGGAAGCGCGGGAUGCUCGCGCUCUGGAGCCUCGUCAUCGUCGUCCAGUACGUCACCGGGGCCGCGCAGGGCGUCGACGCGAGCCGGGUCGUGUUCGCGUUCGCGCGCGACAACGCGCUGCCCGGCUCGCGCUGGUGGAAGCGCGUCCACCCGGCGACGCGCACGCCGGUGAACGCGGUCUGGCUCGUGAUGGUGCUCGCGGGCGUGUGCGGCCUGCUUGGGUUCUCGGAGGCGGCGCUCACGUCCCUGGCAGGGUCGUCGGUCAUCGCGCUGUACAUCUCGUACGCGACCCCCAUCUUCCUCCGGAUCACCUCCGGGCGCGAGAAGCUGGUCCCCGGCCCGUUCUCGCUCGGGAAGUGGUACCUCCCGCUCGGAAUCGUCGCCGUCUGCUGGGUGUCGUUCAUCGCGGUGCUGCUCAUGUUCCCCCCGGCCGUCGAUCCCUCCCCGUCGGACAUGAACUACGCGGUGGUCAUCAUCGGCGCCGUCUUCGUGCUCGCGGGGCUCUCCUGGGUCCUGUCCGCGCGCAAGUGGUUCACCGGCCCGGUGCGGACGGUCGAGGGUACUGGGCCGCUCGAGACGGACGGGAAGAAGGGGCUGGAGGUGUUCGAGAAGGAGGUGUCCCAGACCAGCACCUGA